AGAUAUAUUUAUUUCAGAAAAAUGGUGGAAGAGGAAGUAUUGUCUGUUAGGAAGCAGUUGGAGAAAAUAUCCUCGGGGGAGGCCGAUAAUGCCCAGGCUCUAGAUCUAUUGAAAUCUCUGGGUAAGCUGGAUAUUACCCUGACCAUACUGACCAGCACCAGGAUUGGGAUGACAGUUAAUAGUCUCAGAAAGUCAAGUACAGAUGAGGAGGUGGUUACUCUGGCAAAAAGUCUGAUAAAAUCAUGGAAAAAGUUAGUUCCUGAGUCUGCGGAGAAGAAAGAGGAAAAGGCGGAGAAAAAAGAAAAGGCGGAGAAGAAGGAAAAUGCCAGUAAAUCAUUCUCCGCCCGACCAGGAUUCUCAGUUGAAUGUUACAGGAUGAAGGGUGAGGGUGAGCUCCCUGAAGGGUGUACCCAAGAAGGAUGUAGCGACCUUGCAACAUCAUUGGAGGAGGCAAUAUUCUCACAAUUCAAGCAGACUAAUCAGAGAUAUAAAAACCAGAUCAGAUCCAGGGUCUUUAAUCUCAAGGACAAGAAAAACCCCAGUCUGCGAAUGAAUCUUCUUGUGGGUAUAUUGUCUGCUGACCGUCUGUCUAAGAUGACCAGCGAAGAGAUGGCGAACGAUGACGUGAAGAAGCAAAGAGAGAAGUUUGUAAAGGAAGGAAUAGAUAAUGCCCAGCUUGCUAAAGUCGAGGGUACAACGACUGAUAUGUUGAAGUGUGGAAAGUGUAAGAAGAGUAACUGUACCUAUAACCAGAUCCAAACCAGAUCGGCUGAUGAACCUAUGACAACAUUUGUUCUUUGUAACGAGUGCGGAAACCGAUGGAAGUUCUGCUGAUCUCAGCCACACCCACUCAGUGCCCCGCCCCUUUCCCCUCAUUCUACUUUCCUCUUUUCCUUAACCUAUCUCCUUCCUUUUCUAAUAUUUAAAACCUCUUAACACUUUUCCACCUUUAUACCACCACAUCCAAAUUACCUACGUACCAAAACUUUUUUACUUUAUUUUUUUUUUCAAUGUUAAUUAUUUCGUCUCAGGUAGGUCCUUGUAUUGUUUACACUGUAUUUUUGUAUCCUGGUCACCAUGUUAAAGGGAUUGUUCAGAUAUUUAGCGCCCAAUAAAAUAUUUGUAAUUUAUCUUA
Molecule: messenger RNA, 1135 nt
Organism: Eurytemora carolleeae
Lineage: Eukaryota; Metazoa; Arthropoda; Copepoda; Calanoida; Temoridae
Gene: TfIIS
Product: transcription elongation factor S-II
Exons: 7
Coding region: 22-834 (270 amino acids)
Biological process (GO): DNA-templated transcription
Cellular component (GO): nucleus
Molecular function (GO): nucleic acid binding; zinc ion binding
Source: RefSeq, a predicted model, not a curated record